Messenger RNA from Protopolystoma xenopodis, 195 nucleotides. NCBI's taxonomy places the organism in Eukaryota, Metazoa, Platyhelminthes, Monogenea, Polystomatidea, Polystomatidae. The record is from the annotation of a GenBank genome assembly.
GUCUACAAUUGUCAACAUGCUGGAGCCUGCAACAGGGUUGGAUACGCUUUCGGGCUUGGCCUUGAACGUUUGGCAAUGCAACUUUAUCAUAUUCCCGACAUUCGGCUGUUCUGGUCCACAGAUCCUGGCUUUUUAAAUCAGUUCCUCACAGAUGAUAUUCAUGCUCCCAUUCGUUAUAAGCUACCGGAGGCUUGA